UCAAGAGAGGAGCAGAACUCCAUAUUGGCCAUUUCACGCACUAGAUUCAAUUUCUGGAAGUUCAAAAUGACUUUGCUGAGAUUCAUCCUCAUUCAGAUCCCCUUAGCGUACUCUUCCCAGAAGGCAGUGCAAACAUGUGAAGAGCCUCCUGAUGUUGAUUUUGGUGACAUCAUAAGCGGGGGAAAAUCAGAAUAUGUGGAAAGCGACAGAGUGCAGUACCACUGCAACCCUGGGUACAUGCUGGCUGGAUCUGAGUGGAUAUCAUGUAAUGGAAGCUGGACUCCACCUCCAAAAUGUUUAGCCCCUUGUACUAUCACAAAGGAGCAGCUGGAAGACAAAAAUAUCUUUUUAGACAGUAAUAGAAGACGUACAAUUCUAAUUCCAAGUGCUCAGACUAUAGAGUUUUCCUGCAGCAAUGGCUAUAAACUUACCACUCCUUUUGUCAGGACAUGUGUUGAUGGGCACAUACACUUUCCAUUGUGUAUAUCAGAAACAGGAAAGAAAUGUGGAUGUCCACCUACUAUUGCUAAUGGUGAUAUAACCACUUUUGCCCUAAAAGAGUAUGCUUCUGGCUUCUCUGUGGAAUACAAAUGCCAACGUUUUUACACACUGACAGGACAAAAUACAUCUUUCUGUAACAAUGGAAACUGGACCAAACCACCAGUUUGUUUGGAGCCGUGUGCUGUCAGCAUCACAGAAAUGCAAAGCCGUGGUGUGGAGCUGAGUGGGAGUUCUAAAGGAAAAGAAUACAUUUGCCAUGGUGAACUUGUUGAGUUUAAGUGUCAGUUGGGGUAUGCACUUCCUGCACUGUCAUCUACUUCUAAUUUUACUGCGCGGUGUCAUUCAGGCCAAAUUUCUUAUCCCCAGUGCAAUAAAGAUUUGUUGAAGAGUGAUUCCCCACCAUAUAUAGAAAAUGGAGUCCUCAGUUCUGACCUCUUGUUAGAGUAUGAAGCGGGCUCUACAGUGGAGUACAAAUGCCGACGUUUCUAUACAGUGAAGGGAUCCAAAAUAGUGACAUGUCACUUGGGAAAAUGGAGAGAUCUCCCCACAUGCUUAGGUAAAUAAAAUAAAAUUUAUGAUAUGAGAAAGACAGUGAAGGAACUUGAAUCUUAACCUAUUUGAUGGGUUUUCAUAAACCACAGUUCUGAACUUAAGGACUUGAGCUUUUUGAAAAAGGUACAUUGUUAAAGUCAUGGUUAGAGAAAAAAAGCUUGGAAAUAUGCCUCAACCAAAUCGUGAAAGCUCAGAAACCAAAAAGGAUCCUGAAAAACCCCAAUUUAAUUUAAUCUCAUGAUUUUGAAGCCAGUCUUGCCUGAUUUCAUGAUUUUGAAGCAGCACCCACAGGACGCCCCUGCCCACUGUGGAUCAGGGAGGCCUGGAUGAGGGGGUUUCCUUGCCCUCCAUCAAUGCUGACCUUGUGAAGGAACACCUUGACAGGCUGGAUACCUUCAAGUCAGCCGGCCCUGAUGAUUUACACUGAAGAGUACUCAAGGAGCUGGCAAGCAUCAUAGCUCAGCCUGGCAUGGAUCUUUAAGAACUCCUGGUGCUCUGGUGAAGUGCCUGAAGAUUGAAAGAAGGCCAAUGUCAUGCCUAUCUUCAAGAACGGGAGGAAAGUAGAUCUGGCAAACUACAGGCCCAUCAGCCUGAUCUCUAUCCUGGGGAAGGUCUUAGAAAAGAUUAUCGAAGAGGCCAUCCUUAACAGACUAGCUGAUGGCAAUAUCUUGAGGGAUACCCAGCGUGGAUUUGUUGUGGGUAGGUCUUGCUUGACCAAAUCUCAUUUCCUUUUAUGACCAGGUGACCUAUCACCUGGACAGGGGGGAAGGGAUUGAUGUCAUACUUGACAUUAAAAAAGCCUUCGAUCUGGUAUCCUAUGAUCACCUCUUGGUAAAACUGGCUAACUGUGGCCUUGACCUCACUACGAUCCUUUGGCUGGGGAAUUGGCUUCGUGGUAGGACUCGGAGGGUGGUGGAUGAUGGGAGCCAAUUGUUGUGGUGCACAGUGACCAGUGGGGUUCCUCAAGGCUCUGUCCUAGGGCCUAUACUGUUUAACAUCUUUAUCAAUGAUGUAGACAUUGGUGUCAGAAGCUGACCGGCCAAGUUUGCCGACAACACCAAACUCUGGGGUAAAGCAUCCAAACCUGAGGACAGGAGGGUGAACCAGGCAGAUCUUGACAGGCUCAUGAAGUGGGUGGAUGAGAACCUGACAGUGUUCAACACCAAAAAAUGCAAGGUUCUCCACCUUGGGGGGAAAAACCUGCAGCAUCCUUAUAGGCUCAGCAGUGCUACUCUGGUUAGCACUACAGUUGAAAGGGACUUGGGGGUCAUGAUUGACCACAAGAUGAAUAUGAGCCUUCAGUGUGAUGCUGUUGGUAGUAAAGUGAGCAAAACACUGGCUUACAUCCAUAGAUGCUUCUCAAGCAAAUCCCAGUACAUCAAUCUCCCCUUGUACUCGGCCUUGGUAAGGCCGCAGCUGGAAUACUGUGUCCAGUUUUGGGCUCUACAAUUCAAAAAGGGUGUGGAGAAGCUUGAGAGAGUGCAGAGCAGAGAGGACAUGAUGAGAGGUCAGGACAACAGACCUUAUGAUGAGAGGCUUAGAGCCAUGGGACUCUUCAGCCUGGAAAAGUGCAGGAUCAGGGGUGAUCUGGUGGCCACCUAUAAGUUUAUCAGGGGUGUUCACCAGGAUCUGGGGGAACGUCUGUUCACCAGAGCACCCCAAGGGAUGACAAGAUCAAACAGUCACAAACUCCGCCGCCACUGAUUCAGGCUGGACAUAAAGAAGAACUUCUUUACUGUCUGAUCCCCCAAGGUUUGGAAUAGACUACCACCAGAGGUGGUUCAAGAACCCACGUCGAAUGCCUUCAAGAUGCAUUUGGAGGCUUAUCUUGCUGGGAUCCUAUGAUCCCUGCUGACUUCCUGCCCCUGGGGCAGGGGGCCGGACUCGAUGAUGCUCUGGGGUCCCUUCCAGCCCGAAUCUCUAUGUUUAUGAGCCUAUGAUGUCAGACAGCUGAGUACUGACUUGGCAGAUUUGUCAUAGAUGGGAAAGGAUGGAUUUUUUUGUUUUUUGCUUUUGGUCCUCCCCUUUUUCCCCCUUCUUUGUAGUAUGGGAAAUGAUGGUGUGAGCGCACUUUGUACCUAACAAUUCCAUCACUGCAGUCGUCUGCGAAUUGGUGAUGACUUUGUCUCUCCUCUUCUCUUUCUGUGGUGCACACACUGUGGGUUCUUUUCUAUUGGAUGCUUUGUGACUGUGGUGUGAGAGAGGGUCUGAAGUGUAUAAUCUUGGGGAUUCCUUUGGACAAAUGUUUGGCUGUGAAUGCAGGGGACUGAACUUGGUGGUCCAGAUGGUUACUUCUAAUCACAUUUUCUGGUGACCUCCUUAAAUCUCAUUGUUUCCAGCCAUUUGGCAAAUACAGCAGAAAAAUUGUUGCCAUUUCCAGGAUUUAUAACAAUCCUUAUUCCUAUAGCCUUGUUAUCCCCAUAGCAGUAUACUUUUCUCAUUAAGAACACUAAGGGCUAAGAUACCCUGGAAGUUGGAAAGGCAACAAUUCAAUCAUCCAUCCUCCUAUACCCUCCUCUAGCGUACUCUUCCCUUCCUUGCUAUUCAUGUUAUCGAUCACAUAUUUUAAAUUAUUUGCCUAUUUUUUCCUCGCUGCUAUUGACAGUUUGGGACACCUGUGCAACAGCACCAACAGCAUUAAAACUCGACGUCAAACUACAUUUAACUUAGCACAUUCUUCCUGAAGUGGUAAGUAGAAGGAGGGAAAAUUAGUGAGACCAUAACUGGGGCACACGUGAAUUGGAACGAAAGGGAAUACUUUACUGUCACAUUUGUGUAUACAUAGUUAGGGUGGCAGAGGGUGUGGGGGUGGAGUGGAAGGAAAUUUCCUUCAUAGACUUCUAUGUUGUUGCAUAAUUCUUCACUAGAAAGAGAAGAGGGGAUAUAGUCAUCACUGUGACAACAGGAUGAAAGAGAAAGUAAAAGGAUUGUGAUUUUAUUACCCUGUUUUCUCCCUACUCUUUAUGUUUUAUUUGAAUUAAGAGCUCAUUUUCCAUUUCCAGUAAUGGACUUAUCCCCUUCUUGCAUCAAAUUGCUUUUUUUUUCUCUCUGAAGAACCUUGUAUAGUAAUCAAAGAGGACAUGGCAAGGAACAAUGUGAAGCUGAAAUGGAUUUCUCAGGAGAAACUGGAAGUGCCCAUAAAUGACUUUGUAGAGUUUGCAUGUAAAUUGGGAUAUCAAUUGGAUCCAGUAUCUUCUGGUUUAAGGGUACAAUGUUUGGAGAAGAACCUGACAUACCCUAAAUGCAGAAAAAGGGGUAAGUAAUCUUUCCCAACCCCAUGUUGACAAUCCAGGACUCCAGUAGAAAGGACUACAGCCAUAAAAAUGAAACCUCAGUCCCACUGCACUGAGCAAAAAUGCAAUGAAGUGUUGACUUGAAAUGACUAAGAAUUGAGUAAACAGAACAGUUCAAAGAAGUAUUUAUUGAUUAUUUACUGUCACUGUUUCUCCAAAUCUAAUUGAUAAAAGCUUCCUCCAUAGACUUAUUUUUCCACUAAUUUUCCACCCGAAAAGAAAGGGGGUCCUUUGUCUUCACUUUUGCUUUUGUCAUUGCAAUAUCUGGGAAAAGAAUAACUAACUUCUCAGGGUUUAUGUACCUGUAAGUAUCUGGAGAUACAUUUCAAAUGAAAAAACAUACUUUUGAUCCACUGUCAGAUUAAUAUGCAAAUUACUAAAUAAGCUUUUUCUUUGUGCAGAUCCUUGCAUGGUAACUAAACAAGAUAUGACCAGAAACCAUAUACAGCUGAAAUGGAUUGCUAGAGAGAAAUUGGAUGUGCCAGGAGGGGACUUUGUAGAGUUUAAAUGUGAAUCAGGACAUGAAUUGGAUCCAGUAUCUUCUCAAUUAAGGGUACAGUGUUUGGAGAAGAAUCUAACAUACCCUACAUGCAGAAAAAGGAGUAAAUAAUCUUUCCCCCCUAUACCGUAAGUUGUGAGUUAGCUAAAUUUUGUUUCACAUGCUUCAAGCAUUAAUUAAAACAAAUGAACAAACAUUGCAUUAAAGACACAGUGACUUUGCAGAAUCAAAAACAAUAUUCUCUGCAAUUUUCAUUUAAAGAGGAGAAAUUAAUUAUUCACAAGAUUAAAGCUGCUAUUCACACAAUGUAUCCAGUAUUCCAACAGAAUUAUACAAAUUGACGUUUAAAGAAUACCAUAUUUAACCAAAUACAAGACAACUCUUAAA
Molecule: messenger RNA, 5232 nt
Organism: Alligator mississippiensis (American alligator)
Lineage: Eukaryota; Metazoa; Chordata; Crocodylia; Alligatoridae
Product: coagulation factor XIII B chain
Exons: 6
Coding region: 67-1065 (332 amino acids)
Source: RefSeq, a predicted model, not a curated record